Lagenorhynchus albirostris (white-beaked dolphin) is the source of this 2488-nucleotide messenger RNA. RefSeq names its product HGF activator (gene HGFAC). Gene Ontology annotation, cellular component: rough endoplasmic reticulum; extracellular region. Lineage: Eukaryota; Metazoa; Chordata; Mammalia; Artiodactyla; Delphinidae. Gene Ontology annotation, biological process: blood coagulation; zymogen activation. The coding region runs from base 418 to 2418 and encodes 666 amino acids. The transcript has 14 exons. The record is from RefSeq and is a predicted model, not a curated record. Gene Ontology annotation, molecular function: serine-type endopeptidase activity.
GCCAGGGGCCACAUCCCAUGCUCCAGGCCUGGGCCCUCAAAAGGGCUCAGCAUGUGUAGGUGCUCUGGUUAGUAUAGCUCACAAAUAGACAGUGGCCAACCCUGUGGCCAGGUAGGGACCGGAAGCUGGGGCUGUGGGGGUCCAGGCCCCUUCCUGCCAUGUCAUCCUGGAAGACUUCCUGGAGGAGGUGUCGUAGCUGAGACUCGAGGACAUUGUCAGGUCCAGGGACCAGCAUGGCUGAGGCCAGAGGGGCCGGCUGGCUCAGGCAGGGUGAGCUGGGCAGCAGACAUGGGGAACGUGUGGGCCUGGCACGGGAGGCAGCCAGGGUUAAUCAUUUCCAGGCGGCCUUGACCCCCACCUGCCCUGGCCACUCUGCUCCCGCCUCCUGCUGCUCCUCACGCCAGCCCAGGAGGAGCCAUGGGGCGCUGGGCCUGGGUCCCCAGCCCCUGCCCCCCACUUGGGCUGUCCCUGCUCCUGCUGCUGCUGCUGCUGGUGCCUCGAGGGGCUCAGCCCCAGGCUGGCAGGAACCCAACGGAACCCCCAGAAUGUAACGCCACAGUGACCCCUGGGACUCCCGCGACCCCCGUGACCCCCAGGACCCCCGCGAUCCCCGUAACCUCGGUGACCCCCAGGACCCCAGCCACAGCGACAGCACCCAGGGCAGAGGGACCCCAUGGUGGAGGGCUUACCCACCUGCCCAGGGCAGCCCCCUCCAAUAGCAGCCCUGGGGGCACAGUGCUCACCGAGGCCGGGCAGCCCUGCAGGUUUCCCUUCCGCUACGGCGGCCGCAUGGUCCACUCCUGCACUACAGAGGGAAGCGCCCACAGGAAGUGGUGUGCCACGACUCACAACUAUGACCGGGACAGGGCCUGGGGCUACUGUGUGCAGGCUUCCACCCCCCGGGAGGGCCCAGCUGCCCUGGACCCAUGUGCCUCUGGCCCCUGCCUCAACGGGGGCUCAUGCUCCAGCACCCAGGACCCCGAGUCGUACCACUGCACCUGCCCCGUGGCCUUCACUGGCAAGGACUGCGGCACGGGGAAAUGCUUUGACGAGAGCCGCUACGAGUACCUGGAGGUGGGCGAUCGCUGGGCCCGCGUGCACCGGGGCCAAGUGGAACAGUGCGAGUGUGCGGGGGGCCAGGUCCGGUGCCAGGGCACCCGCCACACAGCUUGUCUGAGCAGCCCCUGCUUGAAUGGGGGCACCUGUCACCUGAUCGUGGCCACCGGGACCACUGUAUGCGCCUGCCCCCCAGACCACGCCGGGCGGCUCUGCAACAUUGUGCCGGCCCAGUCCUGCUUUGUGGGGAGUGGCACCGAGUACCGAGGCGUGGCCAGCACGGCGGCCUCGGGCCUCAGCUGCCUGGCCUGGAACUCCGACCUGCUCUACCAGGAGCUGCACGUGGACUCUGUGGGCGCCGCGGCCCUCCUCGGCCUGGGGCCCCACGCCUACUGCCGGAACCCGGACAAGGACGAGAAGCCCUGGUGCUACGUGGUGAAGGACAGCGCGCUCUCCUGGGAGUACUGCCGCCUGGCAGCCUGCGGAUCCCUUGCCAGAAUCCAGCCCCCGCCCACCGAGGCCCUGCUGAGCCUGCCUGGGCCCGCGGCAGCUGGACCAGCCGGACGCCAGACCUGUGGCAAGAGGCACAAGAAGAGGAGCUUCCUACGGCCACGCAUCAUCGGUGGCUCGUCCUCGCUGCCCGGCUCCCACCCCUGGCUGGCCGCCAUCUACAUCGGGAACAGCUUCUGUGCCGGGAGCCUUGUCCAUACCUGCUGGGUGGUGUCUGCCGCCCACUGCUUCUCCAACAGCCCCCCCAGGGAAAGUGUCUCUGUGGUGCUCGGCCAACACUUCUUCAACCGCACGACGGCCGUGACGCAGACGUUCGGCAUAGAGAAGUACAUCCCGUACCCCCUGUACUCGGUGUUCAACCCCAGUGACCAUGACCUCGUUCUGAUCCGGCUGGAGAAGAAGGGGGAGCGCUGUGCUGUCCGCUCCCAGUUCGUCCAGCCCAUCUGCCUGCCUGAGCCCGGCAGCACCUUCCCGGCUGGGCACAAGUGCCAGAUAGCGGGCUGGGGCCACCAGGAUGAGAAUGUGAGUGGUUACUCCAGCUUGCUGCGGGAGGCCCUGGUCCCCCUGGUCGCCGACCACAAAUGCAGCAGCCCGGAGGUGUACGGGGCCGACGUCAGCCCCAACAUGCUCUGCGCCGGCUACUUCGACUGCAGGUCUGACGCCUGCCAGGGGGACUCAGGUGGGCCCCUGGCCUGUGAGAAGAACGGCGUGGCCUACCUGUACGGCAUCAUCAGCUGGGGUGACGGCUGCGGGCAGUUCAACAAGCCCGGUGUCUACACCCGCGUGACCCGUUACGUGGACUGGAUCAGCGACCGGAUUCGGCCCCCCAAGCGGCCCGUGAAUCCCUCCUGAGACCACCCCUGGGGACAUCGUGCCUCCUGCCGUUCCCUCCUCACUGGCAAUAAACAUGCUUCCAAAAAGA